This is a messenger RNA of Liolophura sinensis, 1001 nucleotides long. RefSeq lists its product as uncharacterized. The transcript is spliced from 9 exons. Bases 597 to 1001 code for a protein of 134 amino acids. The record is from RefSeq and is a predicted model, not a curated record. Lineage: Eukaryota; Metazoa; Mollusca; Polyplacophora; Chitonida; Chitonidae.
AAUUUCCCAGGAUGCACUGGCUGUUCUCUUUCGGUCACCAUCACCAAACCGGAAGUGUACUAUUCAACUAGUGGGGAAAAACUGUCGAAGGCGGUGUACUUCGUGAACUGGGGAGAUUACUUGAUAAGCCCCAUGGACACAGCGCCACCUACUACCCAGUCUUUCGCAUCCAAUGCCAUUGAUGUCUGUGCUUGCCAAGCUUUACGACGAAAGCACGUAGACAUCGAAGGCAAUUUGUCUUAUACAGAGACGAUUGAAGUUCAGAAGAAAAUAGAGGAAAUGUGGAAAGCAAAAUAUCCAGGGGCAAUGAUAGAUUUUAAGAGCACUGAAGAGUUCGUAGAUGUUAAAGGCCAAGGUGUCACAAGAGUUUAUUUUACAAUAUCUGUGGCCCAGCGUGACACAUCCAGCUCCUGCCCCAACUUCCGGCCUCAGAAAGUGUGACGUCACAGUUGUCGCCAUGGACACCAUCAAUACUGCCCACACACCGUGUGUAUUCGCUCUAUGUCUGGGACAAGCCCACCGACAAACCAGAAAAUCUGGCAGAAGCCUUGAAGAAAUCAUGGCUGGCGACGAACAAAGUGGUGGCUCUGGACGCGAUGUCUGUGACUAUCCUCGGCCAGGAAGGCGAUUACACCAGCGGUGAUGACGGGGCCUCGGUAACAAAGAUCCGCUACACGGCCUCCGUUCUCGACGCGGACUCCAGCAUAGCUAACGUUGAUGAGCCUUCCCAGGAAGUGUACGACACUGAGUUAGCCAAGGCAGGUUUUACAGUCUGUGGAUGUAUCCCUGACAAGAUACGCGAGUUCUACAUUUCCGGUCCAGUCGAUGGAACUGACGAUGAGACUUUACAAGACGCCAUUGCUAAAGCCUGGAAGAAAGAAAACCCAGAUUUCAACGGAACACUAACUACCACCAUAAUUUCAAAGACAAACGGUUACCAGAGUUCGGAUGAAAAUGGAACAAAAUUGACAAAGGUAACUUAUAAGGAAUCGAAAAUCUAG